Sardina pilchardus (European sardine) is the source of this 4836-nucleotide messenger RNA. RefSeq names its product sorting nexin 33 (gene snx33). The coding region runs from base 1071 to 2756 and encodes 561 amino acids. The record is from RefSeq and is a predicted model, not a curated record. The transcript has 2 exons. Gene Ontology annotation, biological process: plasma membrane tubulation; mitotic cell cycle; endosomal transport. NCBI's taxonomy places the organism in Eukaryota, Metazoa, Chordata, Actinopteri, Clupeiformes, Clupeidae. Gene Ontology annotation, cellular component: cytoplasmic vesicle; plasma membrane. Gene Ontology annotation, molecular function: phosphatidylinositol binding; protein binding.
CGUCAUGGAAAGAGUUACUUUGCUGCUGAUGGGAUAGGAAGAUCAUCUUAAACGAUUAUAGGAACGUGUAUUUGGGUGUUUCCCGGACGUCAGCUGAGACAAUACACAUCGUUUGUAUAUUGCAUUAUGUUGGGGCUGGAUGCUCGCGAACCUGUUUUGUUCUGAAAAUGGAGCAAGUUCCUAAAGGAAUGUGGAUCAAGCCCAGAAUGCACUAGGAUGUAGUCAUUACUCAUCGCUCUCCGUUUCGUCAAAAUGCUAUUCCUCUGCCUCGAGCACUUUGUUUCUGUGUUGGGACUAAAGGUUGCGACAAUGUUUUGAUAUUAUUUCACAUGGGGAUGUAUAACAAAGCGGAUUUUGUGUGGAUUGCUUCUCUUGCACCAAGGCGAACGAUAAAGUCUCUCCAAGGGAUUACAGUGGUCGUCUCCAUCUUAGCAGUUGUUUCAUGGAAAUAACUUUUUUUUGUGAUUGAGCCGGUGCGUCUGUGGUUGGAGAUGGCGAGUUGAUUUUUUGUUGCUAUUGUUUAAGUGGCACUGAUCUUGCACAUAUUGAAAUGGGCUUUUGGUAAAUCCAUGGAAUGCUUGAAGUAUCGUUUGGCAAAGUUAUAGAAAGGCCUAAAGUUAACUGCAGUGGAAUGUUUUCUUUUUAGCCAUCUGCUGUAACGCAAUAGCUAAUUACGCAUGUGUAGCACAGGAAAACAAGUCGAUACAACGUUUAUAACGUUCUUGAUGAUGAAUUGUCCUUGACAAACGCUUCAGAGACUAGUGACAAUUAAAUACGCCUGGGGCAUUACUUGUUUGUAAACAGCCGAAGUUGGGACGUCUCCGCUGGCUUUCAUUCGCAUUUAAAUUUCUUGAAACCGAAGAUGACGUCAGCCGCAUAAUUGAAAGCAUAAAAGCUUUUAACAGCUUUCUUAUUGUUUUUGUAGUGUGGCUUGUAGCAUAAACAUUCCCAAGGGUCUUUAGAUUCACCCAGUAGUUGCAAUGAGUUGAAAAGAACCAGAAAGCAACCAAGGUUCUACCUUUUUACUUUAUAUUCCUUUGUUCUUAAACCUGUCAGCAUAGAGAGUCACAAUGUCCCUCAAAGCUAAGGCGCUGUAUACUUUCCAAAGUGAGAAUAAGGAUGAAAUCAAUAUUCAGGAGAAUGAGGAGCUGGUUAUUUUUGAUGAGAACUCUAUUGAUGGUUGGUUGCAAGGGGAGAACAGCCGAGGAGAGAAAGGCAUUUUCCCAGCCUCUUAUGUGGAGAUUAUCAGGCCACGCUCCAACUCUAACCUGACGGACUGCUCCAUAAGCCCAGCUGGCUCCCCUGGCAAUGACUCUUCCUAUUUUCCCUCGGGCUCCAACACCUCUGGUUCCUUUAACAUGCAGCCGAGUUACUAUGACGACGACGAUGACGACUGGGAUGAUUGGGACGACAGCUCCACUGUGGUUGAGGAUGAAGACCCCCAUGGGCGAGGCGCCAACGGGCAUGCCCACCGAAGCUCCUACAAUAACCCCAAUGUUCAUUACCGUGCCAAGCCUCACAUGGAGAGACAGGACAGCAUCUCCAGCUCAAGAAAAGGCAGUAUGGUGGGCAGAAACCUCAACCGGUUUUCCAGCUUCGUUCGAUCUGGGGUAGAAGCCUUCGUUCUGGGUGAUGUGCCUAUGAUGGCGAAAAUAGCAGAGUCUUAUAAUAUUGAGAUGGGGCCCAAAGGGGCGCAGUGGGGUCUGAGCCCUCAGCCCUUUUCCUGCUCCAUUGAAGACCCCACCAAGCAGACCAAGUUCAAGGGCAUUAAGACCUACAUAUCCUACAGAGUGACCCCUAGUCACACUCCCCGGCCUGUGUACCGACGCUACAAGCACUUUGACUGGCUGUACAACAGGCUACUGCACAAAUUCACCGUCAUCUCUGUGCCCCAUCUGCCCGAGAAGCAGGCGACAGGCCGCUUCGAGGAGGACUUCAUUGAAAAGCGCAAGAGACGGCUAAUCCUCUGGAUGGACCACAUGACCAGUCACCCAGUCCUCUCGCAGUACGAGGGCUUCGAGCACUUUCUCAUGUGUGCGGACGACAAGCAGUGGAAGCUGGGGAAGCGGCGCGCGGAGAAGGACGAAAUGGUGGGCGCCCACUUCAUGCUCACCCUGAAGAUCCCCAACGAGCAUCAAGACCUGCAGGACGUGGAGGAGAGGGUGGACACCUUCAAGGCCUUUGCCAAAAAGAUGGACGACAGUGUCAUGCAACUGACCCACGUGGCCUCGGAGCUGGUGCGUAAGCACCUUGGAGGUUUCCGAAAGGAAUUUCAGAGACUGGGCAAUGCCGUUCAGUCCAUCAGCCAGGCUUUCAUGUUGGAUCCCCCUUACAGCUCAGACGCUUUGAACAAUGCAAUCUCCCACACAGGCCGCACGUAUGAAAACAUUGGGGAAAUGUUUGCAGAGCAGCCUAAGUUUGAUCUUUUUCUCAUGCUGGACAAACUCUCUCUCUACCAAGGCCUGCUGUCCAACUUCCCUGACAUCAUUCACCUACAGAAAGGUGCCUUUGCGAAGGUGAAGGAGAGCCAGCGCAUGUGCGACGAGGGCAAGAUGGACCAGGACGAGGCGGACGGCGUGCGCAAGCGCUGCCGGACUGUGGGCUUCGCCCUGCAGGCCGAGAUGAACCACUUCCACCAGCGCCGCGAGGUGGACUUCAAGGACAUGAUGCAGGCCUACCUCCAGCAACAGAUUGUCUUCUACCAGCGCGUGGUCCAGCAGCUGGAACGCACCCUGCACAUGUACGACAGCCUCUAGAGCCACGGGGUGUUCCUCACACCUACCCCCUGAACCCCUCGACCCCCUCCCCGCCCCCCGACCAACCUCGAUCCUCCUUGACCAGGGCCGGCCCUGUUCCACCCCCCCCCCCCCCAUUCCUGCCUCUGAAAAGCCAUCUGUUAUCCUUCUCAGCCUGAUUGCCGGACUGCUUUGAACAUGGGCAUGAAUACCAGGGAAUUCAGUUAAAUUGUUUUUAACCUUCCCUUGAAAUGAAAAGGCCUGUUACAACGGACAGCUGUUUCAGGAUUUAACAGCGAGUCUUAAAGCUGGUCAUGCCAGCCUGUGCACUUACAAAGUCACUUUCUUGGCUGAGUCUGCAGCCAACGUUUUUUUACAUGACCAGGAACGUAUAUGUACUUCUGCCUUCGAUUGAGAGUAUUUCAAAUGUAUCUUGUUACCAUGAAAGGAGUUUUAUAUGGCUACAAUGUAUCUUAUUUAAAUGUCUUUUAAAACAUUAAAUAACAUACAUUUUGUCAGUAUGAGUUUCAGUUGUUUUGCUAGGUUGGUGUUGACCAAACCCACUCAGGUCAUGGCACUAGGUGCUUGGGGUAGGUAACCGCUCCUCCAAGCCAGCACUGCACCCUAGCAUCUUUACAGCUUUAUAGAUGGUAAUGCAUAAAGGGAAUUACCCUCUUACUUGCAUCAUUUAGUGGUCACAACAAGUGCCUGUGGCAAGAGAUAGCACAGUUUUACUUUGGUUGGUUUAAACAGAGCUGAUCCUCUUUGGUCUCUCUGGUCUUCUUGUGUAGAACUGUUAUAUCCUUCCAGCUCUAGAGUAAAGGCCUCAGGCUUCUGGUAAUGUGGAUGUUUGUGUCUGUGAGGCAAUUAUUUUGCUUAUGUUUUGCAAUUUUCCUCCUGUUGAGAAGCAUAGUCAAACACUACACUGAUUGACAAUACUUGAUAUGAGCAAGAACUGUGUCGCUAGGCUUCAUGUGAUCAAAGAUAGACUUGGGUUUAUGUUGUAGAACACUGUGUGUCUGAUGAUAGCCAAAGUCCAAACAAUUUUGUUCUCGGCAAAAUCUGUGAUGAUGGAUGAAAUGCCUGGUUGCUUUGUGGUGUGUGCACACUCUGCAGGACACUGGGGGUCUGGGGUAUUCUAAGCAGCAGUGUUGAACACACAUUUGAUUUUAGGUUGCAAAUUUGGAUGACCUCUAAAGCCAACUAAUUGUGUUAGUUUUAAGUUCUACUUUGAGGUGGGGAAAAUGAGCACACAUGCUAGACACAGCGAGCACAUGACAACCCUGUACCUGUGACGAUUCUCAACUCCGUAAUUUGAAACUACACAAUCACUCAAAAGGCAUCAGCUCUGGAGAUUGCUUUUACCUCAGGCUCUGUGUAGACGAAGUGGUUUGUUUCCAGUAGAUGUAUGACUGUAGGACUGAGUCAGGGCUGCAUGCUGCCUCUGUGGCCGUUUCUCCAGAACUAUUUGUUUGACCUUUUUUUGCGGGAAGUAUAUGUCAUUGCUGGAAUGUAGUCGUGUCCUGGGACACCUUUAUUCUAUUCUAUUGUUCACAGACCAAAGCAUUGUCAGUUUGGACUUGAUGCCAAAAAAAGGGUACUUGUGUUACGUUAAAACAAAGCGAGGAGUCAGUGCUCGAUUUUCUACUUUUUCCCCCUCCAGGCUACCAUCUUUGGCUAGUCCAAACAAACACAAACUUUGUAGACAGUAUUUGCAGUAGUUUAGUAGACAGUUGCCUGGAAAUGGACUCACGGGAGGCAGAGCUUGGAGAGGCUGCAGGGAACUGUGGAAUGCCGAGGACUGCCUGUUCGAGUCAUAUGACCGCAGUUCUCUCAGUGUCCUCUGGCACACAAGAGCCUGAGUUGCUGUGGUCAUCAUGACUUACGAUCUGAGACAUAUCACCAGUGAAGGGACUGCAGAUCUCACACGCAUGACUCUGAGGUACCUCCGAGGACGUGUUGGGCUUUGUGAACUUGUGAACUGGUUCCUGAUGGAACGAAAGAGUGAAAUAACACAAUGUCUUAAAUUUCCAGUAGUUUCAUAAUGUCACUAAAGGAGAACUCAUGAUGUCUUAAUAAAGAUUAAAUUGUUAUAAAUGUA